AUCAAACAGCGUAGGAGCUAUUAGUGCGGGGAAGCUCACUCGGUCCGCAUCGAAUUAGUAGUGCGCGCAGCAGCGCAUUUUCGCCUGUCGCCGGCAUCAGUGUACAGAGGACACUAAGCUAUGGGUGGAAUAUGUUCUACGGCCCGCAGCACUCAGGUCGCACCGGUGCCUGGGGCCGAUGGUGGCAAGGGCAAGGCCCCCGUCGGAGGCUCCUCCGCUGGGGCACUCGCCACGCCGGCCCCGCUCGGGCCUGCGCCGAAGCUCGCGCCCCUCAAGGCCAAGCUUGCGCCGCUGGACACCAUUGGCAGCAGCGGCAGCACCACCAGCGCGCUCGCUCAGAAGCUGCUGCAGUCGCCUGUGUCCAAGCCGUCGACGCCCACGGCUGUGCAGCGCAGACUCAGGAGCACAUUUGUCGACGACGACCUACCUCCGCUGCCUCCCAAGCUGGCUACGGUGGGCAAGGGCGUGUCGCUGCGCGGGCUGCGCAAGGUGCGCGACGCCAUUCGCGCGCACUUCGGCCCGGAGCGCUACGCCUCCGUCUCCACCGCAGAGGUGUGCAGCGUGUGGGUGAAGCCGCUGACGGCCAAGCACGGCCGCUGUCGGCUGGUGGAGGUGCCGGGGCUGCUGGACCCGGGCGGGGGCGAGGUGGGCCGCCCGCUCUACUUCCUCAGCCACGCCUGGAGCAACUCCAUCGAGCUACUGUUCAGCAAGGUGUUUGAGUUCCUGUCCAGUGCCUCGGACGAGGACACGCGUGUGUGGCUGGACGUGUUGGCGGUGUGCCAGCACGAGGACAGGCAGCCCGAGCACAGGCACGACAUCGGCGCCUUCCCUGACGUGGUCAAGGCGUGCAGCAGCGGCACCCUGGUCAUCAUGGACCUCAGCCGCUGCAACCCCGCCAGCCGCGCCUGGUGUGUGUUCGAGUGGGCGCACACGCUAGCGGCGCACGGCCCCGACGGCCUGCACAUGGCGCUGGCCCCGGCGGAGCGCGCCGCCGUGUUCCGCGACCUGGACGUGGAGGCAGCCAACUGCUUCCGACCCGAGGACAAGGAAAUGAUCAUGAAGGAGGUCCGGCAGCAGCACGGCUCCGCCGCCGCCUUCAACUCCAAGCUGAAGCUGCAGCUGCUGCUGGAGCCGCUGUCGUACAGCGUGGACCUCAGGAGGUUGCAGGAGCGCUCCCGCGACACCGCCUGGGACUUCACCGCGGUGGAGCACUGGCUGCAGCAGGGCGCGGCGGCGGCGGCGGCGGCGGCGGCGGCAGCCAGCACGCCAGGAGGCGGCGGCCGCGACGGCGGUGGCGGUGGCGGCGGCGGUGUCACCUGGGGUGGGGCGUACGGAGCAGGCGGCGCGGCGGCGGCGGCGGCGGGGACAGGAGCAGGCGGUGGUGGGGUCGGCGCCGGGGCGGCAAAGGCCAGUCGAGCCAUGUGCAUUGUGUCGGGCGCGGGCGAGGGCAAGAGCACCAUCUCCGCCGAGUUCGUGCGUCGCUACGAGCAGCCCACACACACGCCCGGCGGCAACACCCGCCACGGCAGCCACCACAGCGGCAGCCACGCCCGGGGGGGCUCGGGCUCCGGCUCGGCUGCCGCCCCAGGCUUGGGUAGUGGUGGUGGUGGUGGUGGCGGUUUGCGGGUGGCGGUGGCGCACCACUUCCUCAAGUACAACGACCAGCGGCGGCUGGAGCCGGUGCGCAUCAUCAAGUCCCUGGCCUUCCAGCUGGCCAGCAGGAUGCCUGCUGUGUGCGCCUGCCUGCUGGAGGCUGACGUGGCGGCGGUGGCGCAGCUGAGUGACGUCAGCCGCGCCUUCGAGCUGCUGCUGCUGCGGCCGCUGCAGCUGGCAGGGGGGGGCGGAGGGCGCGACGUGGAGCCCGUGGUGAUUGUGCUGGACGCGCUGGAUGAGGCAGACCCGGUGGUGCCGUUCAGCGCCGCACUGGCGGCCGGCGGCGGAGCCAGCGCUGUGCUGGACGGCGGCGGCGGCGGCGGCGGGCGCUGUCCUGUGCUGGUAGGCAACCGGGCACUGCAGCUGCUGACCACACAGCUGCAGCGGCUGCCCGGCUGCGUGCGCUUCUUCGUCACCACCCGCCCGGACGCGGCGUCGGGACAGGUGGUGGCGGCGCUGGAGCGGACCUUCGCUGGUCAGGGCGGUGCCUCCUUCCUGCAGCCCGCGCAGCUGGUGCGGGCAGUGGGGGCGGCGGCGGCGGCGGCGGCAGGGGCGGGGGCAGGGGCGCAGUCCCAGUCUGGUUCCACAGCCGAAGGCACAACCUCGCAGUCCGGGGCGGCGGCGCCGGCGGCGGCGGCGGCACAAGCGUCCGGCGGCAGCGGCACUGGCGAGGGCGGGGGCGGGAAUGGAGGGGGCGCGGGGGCGGGCGUGGGCGUGAUGGUGUAUCACACGGUGGUGCGGGCGUGUCUGGAUCCGGAUGACGAGGAGGUGACGGCAGCUGGCGGCGGGGCAGGCGGGGGAGCAGAAGCAGGAGGGGGCGGGCCGCGGCCGAGCCAUGCCGACGGGGAGGCAGGCGGCAGCAGCACACCUGGCACGCCAACCAACAGCAGCGCCGGCGGCCGCGGCCUGCCGCCGCCGCACCCGCUGCCGCCGGCGGCGGCGGCGGCUAGCAAGAGCCGCCGCGGCAUGUCGUUGUUCGCCUACCUGUCCUCGCAAGCCGGGCCCUCCGUCACUGCCGGCAGCGGCAACAGCACCAUUGCGGCGGGCGCCGCCCGCGGCGGCGGCGGUACGGCAGGCCACGGCGGCGCGGCGGACCUGACGGCGCUGUACCGGGUGUACGGCAAGGUGUUCCGGAAGGCGUACGAGCAGUACGACGACGCCGUACGGCGGGACGUGGGGCGGCUGCUGGAUGUGCUGAUGGCGGCGCAGGAGCCGCUGCCGCACAGCCUGGUGCAGCAACUGGGCCUGGGCGGCGUGGUGCCCAAGCUGCCCGGCUUCCGCACCCUGUUCUACGUGGACGAACACCACCUGUUCACACUGCACAAGAGCCUGGCGGACUGGCUACUGCUAGACGCGGUGGGUGUCGGCACGGAGGGCACAGGCAGCCGGCCCGGCAGCAGGCAGAGCUCGGCUCGGGCGGGAGCGGGCGGAAACCAGUCCUUUGCGGCCGGAGGUGGCGGCGGCGUCAGUGGCUUCUUCUCGCGGCUUCAGGGCCGCCGACCCAGCGCCCGGACGAGCCCACUGGGGAACGGCGGAGGAGGGGGAGGAGGCGGCGACGCGAGUCAUCGGAUCGGGGGCGCGGGCGCGGGCGCGGGUGGGCACGCCUCCCGCGCCGCCAUGCAGAGUGAGGCUCUGGCCGUGGCGGCGCAAGAGGCGGCGGCGGCGGCGGCAGCCAGCGCGCCGGGGCCGUCCUUCGCCAUCGACGUGUCACAGGGCCACCUGUUGCUCGCCCGCCACCUCGCCGCCAGCCGCGGUGCGGGCGGCGCGCCCUCGCGCUACUGCCUACAGUACCUGGUGUCGCACCUGGCGGCGGCGGGCCCGGCGGCCGGCGGACUGCUGGACCAGGUGCUGGGCAGCUUCGGGUUCGUGGAGGCCGUGUUCGCGGCCGGCUACGGGCCCAACCUCAUCCGCGCGCUGGGCGCCAUGCCGCCCGGCGCCGCCACCCGCCUCAGCCGCGACGCGCUGCGCUGGCUGCGCGCCCGCCAGCACGACAUCGCCGCCGCGCCCGCCGCCGCCACCGUACUGCGUACCGCCUGCAUGAGCCCCACCUCCUCAGAGCUGUACCGCCUGGCCGCGGCGGCGGGCGGCGGCGGCGGCGGCUGGCGUACGGCUCUGGCGGUGCCGCCGCAGGAUGUGUGGCCGGCCGACAUCGCUGUACUCAAGGGCCACACCGGCAACGUGACUGCGGUGUUGUUCGGACGCGACGGGCGGCAGCUGGUGUCCGCGUGUGGCGGCGGUGCCGAGCUGCGCGUGUGGGACACCAGCAGCGGCACAUGCACGGCAGUGCUGCAGGGUCACACCGGCGACGUGACCUGUCUGGCUCUGUCGCAUGACGGCAAGAUGCUGGCCAGCGGCGCCAAUGACAUGACCUGCAGGCUGUGGAUGGCGGCCACGGGGCAGUGCACCGCCGUGCUGAGGGGGCACACGGGCGGCGUCACAGGAGUGGCCUUCAGUCCGCCCGAGCGCGGCUCCCCGCCCCGCCUGGUCACCUCCUCCUCCGACAACACAUUGCGCAUCUGGUCCGCGCUGCCCUCCGCACCCCUGCCGCCCGGCUCCGCCUCCUCCGCCUCUUUCUCCGCCGCCGCCAAGGCUUCCCAUGCCCUAUCCCGCAUGCGCCCGGGGGCGGGCGGCGCCGGCGCCGGCGGCAAGGCCAGGGCGCCCAUAUUUGGCGGCUCGGGCGCCUCCACCAUGCCAGCAGGCGGCGGCGGCGCCGGCGGCGGCGCCGGCGGCGGCGGCGGCGGCGGCGGUCUGAGCCUGCACACCAGCGAGGCGCUGCUUGGCAUUAUCGGAUCUUCGGGAAGUGUGGCGGGCUGGGGCUCGGAUGUGGUGCUGCAACGCGGCGGAAACGGCGGCGGCGGCGGUGGUGCGUUUGGUCAGGAGGAGGAGGAGGACGCGGCCACGGGGCACCAGCUGCAUGCCUGUCUUGCAGUGCUGAGGGGCAAGGACGGCAGCGGGGCGCAAUGCAUCGCCUGGUGCCCGGGCGGCAAGCGGCUAGCGGGCGGUCACGGCGCCGAGGUGUGCGUGUGGAGCGUGCCCACCGGCAAGGUGGCGGCGGCGCUGGCGGGGCACGGCGCCAACGUGUUGGGCGUGGCGUGGUGCGGCGCGGACGGGGGGCGGCGGCUGGCCAGCUGCGGCUGGGAUAACACGGUCAAGGUGUGGGACACCCGCAACAACAAAUGCAUGGCCACACUGUCAGGCCACACCGAACUGGUCCGGUCCAUCGCCUGGAGCCCUGACGGCCGCCGGCUGGCCUCCGCCUCCUCCGACUGCACCCUGCGAAUAUGGGACACCACAUCCACCGCGGCGGGAGGCAACAGCAUGGGGCCCGCGGCGGCGGGGCUGGGGCUGGGGGGCGCCGGCGCCGCCGCCGCGGUGGCGGCCGCCGCUGCAGCUGGCGGCGUGCGCUGCGCAGCGGUAGUCCGCGGCACGGAGUGGGUGACGGCGGUGUGUUUCAGUCCCGACGGCCGCUCCAUCGCCGCCGGCAAUGUGGGGAAGGAGCUGAGGCUGCUGGAUGUGGCGGCGUGCGAGGCGGAGCACGCCGCUGCCACCACCGCACCCACUGCUGGUGGUGCAGCGGGCAGUGGCAGCGCGGGGCAGGUGCUGCUGCAAUCGUCCUCGCUGACGCGCCGCGGCGGCAACCCGCGGCUGGCGCAUCUGGCCCACCCUGCCGUGUCCCACUCCUCCGCGGCUGCGGACUUCUCAGACGACGCCUCCUCCGCGCCCGCAUCGCCUUCUGGCGCCGGCGCCGCGGCGGCGGCGGCAGCAGCGCCCUUUGCCAACUCGGCGGCGCACGCGCACACGGCGGAUGUGACGUGCCUGGCUGUGAGCCCCGACGGCCGGCUCAUUGCCUCGGCCAGUGAGGACCGCACAGUCAGGCUGUACGACAGCGGCACGCUGCGCUGGCGCGCCACGCUGGAGGGCCACAGCGGCUGCGUCACGUGCGUGGCCUGGGCGCCGCCCUCGCCCUCGGCCGGCUCCCAGAUGCACCUGGCGUCAUGCUCACACGACCUGUCCGUGCGCGUGUGGCAGGUCGACACGGAGCUGGUGGGCGGCGGGGGCGGGGGAGGAGGUGGGGUAGGAGGAGGUGGCGAGGGGCCGCUGAAGGCGCGGUGCGUGGCGGAGCUGACGGGGCACACGGACCGCGUCCGCAGCGUGGCCUGGAGCCCGGCGGGCGGCGGCGCGCUGGCGAGCGGCGCGGAGGACAACCACGUGCGGCUGUGGGCUGUGGGCGGCGGCAGCGGCGGUGGCAGUAGCAGCAGCAGCAGUAGCGUGGCCACGCUGUGGGGCCACGGCAACUACGUCACGUGCGUGGCGUACUGCCCUGCCACGAGCGGCGGAUCCGGCAGAUCCAAAACCGGCCGGGGCUCCGGAUCCGGAUCGGGAUCGGACCAGGAGCUGCUGGCGUCUGGAUCCCAGGACAACACCAUCCGGCUAUGGGACACCGCCUCGCGCCGCUGCGUGCGCGUGCUGUCCGGCCACGACCACUAUGUGGCGGCGCUGGCCUUCUCGAGCUGCGGCGCCUUCCUCGCCUCGGCCUCCCUGGACCAGAGUCUGAGGCUGUGGGACACAUCGCCGGAGGCCAACGCGCGCGCGGCGGCGGCCAUGGCGCGGACAGGCGGCGGCGGAGGAGGAGGAGGAGGCGGGGGUACCAGCCCGGGGGCGCUGGCGGUGCUGCGCGGCCACUGCCACUUUGUGAACAGCGUGGCUUGGGCGCCGCGGGGGGAGGAGGAGGACGAGGACGAGGGGGAGCAUGGGGAAGGAGGCGCGAUGGUGCUGGCCACCGCGUCCACGGAUGAGGGCGUGCGUGUGUGGGAGGUGGAGGCGGGCGGGCGGGAGGGCCGGUGCACGGCGGAGUUGUGGGGACACGCGGGGCCGGUGUAUUGCGUGGCCUGGGUGCCGGCCGCGGCGGCGGCGGCGGCGGCUGCGGCUGGGGGCCGGGCCGCCGCCACGCUGCGUGUGAAGGGUGGCAAAGGCAAUGACAAGGGCCAGAGUGGCAAGGCCGGCGCGGCAUUGGUGAGCGGCGCGGCGGACAAUGUGAUUAGGCUGUGGAGGCGGCAGUAGCAGCUAGACAGGUAGGGCAGGUUGGGGCGGCAGCAGCCCCUGCCAUUGCUCGGCGAAGGAGAUGGAGAUCGGGGACCAGAAGGAUUAAUCAAGCAUAGUAAUGAGCAUAUGGACUCUGAAUCAAGCUGGAACAUGCUUGACAGCUUGUCACGUGAGGUGUGUGCUCCUGCUGAAACAAGCUGCUUUUGGAAGAGGGAUCGGUGGCAUAUGUGCCAAGCAUGCAUGGGACAGCUCUACAGUAUUGGUUUGCUUGCAACGAGUUGCGUUGGCACGGCAGUGGCAUGAAGAGAGUGGCGUGCAUGCAUGGCGCCGUAGCGCAGCAUAGCAUAGCACCACGAAACCUGACAACCGUGCUACCGUAUUCUUUCAUAGCACGCCAUGGAGGCGAAAUGAGCUAUGAACAUAUGUAUGUGCGCACACGUGUGUGUGUGUGUGUGUGUGUGUGUGUGUGUGUGUGUGUGUGUGUGUGUGUGUGUGUGUGUGUGUGUGUGUGUGUGUGUUAAAGAGCACAAGGAAAACUUUACGCGUAGGACAGUGUAUGCGAUGCAGAGUUACGGUCGCGGAUUACCUAAAGAGUAUAUUUUACCGCAGCCGACGUGUGUGUGUCUGUGUGUGUGUCUAUGUAUGUGUGUCUGUGUGUCUGCACAACUCAUGUGCCGCUACACACGCACGUUCAGACAGCAGCCAUGGACCUGGGGGCUUGCGGCGUGGCUGGCGGCUGCUUGUGUCGAAGGACUCUCCCCCGCACCCUUCAAGGUGCAAUUCUGCUCGCUUAUGUCUGUAUGAUAGAUGGCAAGCCCUGAAGCAACCAUGUAAGACCUCAUGCUUGACCGACCCGACGUUGCGUGAGCAAAGGUUGCAUGAAGGAAAACUACGACCGCAUUUGUUCAUCUUUGUUAACUUCGCAUUCACAUCACAACAUGCUGCUCAGUAGCGCUGCCACGCUGACUCUCGAGCGGCCAGUGGGUGUGGGCGGAACGCCCGCCAAGAUGAGACACGAUGAGAGGCACGGCCGAUGGCACCGAGUUAAGCCAUCACCACGCCCAGUGUUCCGGCCAGUUGUAAUAGAUCCACUGU
Messenger RNA from Chlamydomonas reinhardtii, 7791 nucleotides. RefSeq lists its product as uncharacterized. The transcript has 22 exons. The record is from RefSeq and is a predicted model, not a curated record. The coding region runs from base 121 to 6714 and encodes 2197 amino acids. NCBI's taxonomy places the organism in Eukaryota, Viridiplantae, Chlorophyta, Chlorophyceae, Chlamydomonadales, Chlamydomonadaceae. Gene Ontology annotation, molecular function: protein binding.